UCGUCGGACGCUGGGCCCAAGGGAUCGCCAGGCGUGGUCUCGGCCAAGACGACAUAUGUGACGACGACACCGACGCCUACUCCGACGCCGACGCCGACGCCGGCGGGCAACCGCACCUGCGGCGCGCCCGAGUACAAUACUGACUUUUACGGCAACGACAUCUCCAACUUUCCCACGUCUGGCUCGGUCAACGACAUGUUCAAGCAGUGCUGCGACGGUUGCAAGGCCAAGCCCAGCUGCGGCGCGUACACGCUCUUCGGCCAGGUCUGCUACCUCAAGACCGCUGCUGGCAACCGCACAUGGGUCCACGGUGCCACGUCCGCGGUCGUAUCGGCGACGUCGGUCACGCCGACGCCGACACCGUCGCGGGUGAUUGUCCGCGAGUGCUUUGGCGUCAAGUACAACACCGACUACCCUGGCAACGACAUGGUCAACUUUAAGGCGACGGGCGACUUCAACACGAUGCGCGGCCAGUGCUGUGAUGCGUGCAAGAAGCUGCUGGACUGCAACGCGUACGUGCUCUUUGAAGAUUUCUGCUACCUCAAGUCGGCGUCCACCAACCCGGUGGCCAAGAACGGCGCGACGGCAACCAUCGUCACGACGACGACGAUCCCGGCCUAA
Molecule: messenger RNA, 621 nt
Organism: Saprolegnia parasitica CBS 223.65
Lineage: Eukaryota; Oomycota; Saprolegniomycetes; Saprolegniales; Saprolegniaceae
Exons: 1
Source: RefSeq, a predicted model, not a curated record